Messenger RNA from Sciurus carolinensis (gray squirrel), 2928 nucleotides. It is a transcript of the gene Irak2, whose product is annotated as interleukin 1 receptor associated kinase 2. Gene Ontology annotation, molecular function: protein binding; ATP binding; protein kinase activity. Gene Ontology annotation, cellular component: plasma membrane; nucleus; cytoplasm. Gene Ontology annotation, biological process: intracellular signal transduction; interleukin-1-mediated signaling pathway; protein phosphorylation. Lineage: Eukaryota; Metazoa; Chordata; Mammalia; Rodentia; Sciuridae. The record is from RefSeq and is a predicted model, not a curated record. The transcript is spliced from 13 exons. The coding region runs from base 34 to 1884 and encodes 616 amino acids.
ACAGUCUGUCCCGUGCCCGCCAGCCGGCCCGACAUGGCCUGCUACAUCUACCAGCUGCCCGCCUGGGUGCUGGACGACCUGUGCCGCAACAUGGACACACUCAGCGACUGGGACUGGAUGCAGUUCGCCUCCAAAGUGAUCCCAGACCUGACCCAGCUGCGGAAGAUCAAGUCCAUGGAGCGGGUGCAGGGCGUGAGCAUCACCCGUGAGCUGCUAUGGUGGUGGGGCAUGCGUCAGGCCACCGUCCAGCAGCUGGUGGACCUCCUGUGUCGUCUGGAGCUCUACCGCGCUGCCCAGAUCGUCCUGAGCUGGAAACCAGUUCCUGAAACCAGACCUUCUCUCCCAGCCUCCCCAGAGAUGGUGAAACCAGGACCUGUGGCAGCUUCUGUGAGAAACACCCAGGAUGAGCAGGAAAGGGGGCAACCCAUGAGGCCUGCCACCUUCCCAGGCCCAGGGUCCGAUCCAGCCAGAGACCAGCAGCAGGCCUCUGUCCCGCUUUCUUCUCAAGAGGCUGUCCUUCAUUCCUUACGACCUCAACUCCCCACCUCCCUGGAUUCAAAGGACUUCAGCACCUCUGUUCCACAGCAGGAAAAAUGUUUGAGCAUGACUGAAGAAAGCCUUUUCUGGAGUGAGGAAGAUGUAGUCCAGGCAACCGAUGACUUUGACCAAAGCCACAGAAUCAGUGAAGGCACCUUUGCUGAUGUCUACAGAGGGCAAAGGCAUGGGAUGCCCUUAGCCUUCAAGAAGUUCAGAGAGACAACCUGCUCAAGUCCAGGGUCAGUGGAGAGAUUCUUCCAGGCAGAGGUGCAACUUUGUCUUAGAUGUUGCCACCCCAACAUCUUACCUCUGCUGGGCUACUGCUCUGGAAGACAGUUUCACAGCCUGAUCUACCCCUACAUGGCAAAUGGUUCUCUACAGGACAGACUCCAGGAUCGGGGUGGCUCGGAGACCCUCCCCUGGCCCCAGCGCAUCAGCGUCUGCUCGGGGCUGCUCCGUGCUGUUGAGCACCUGCAUGGCCUGGAGAUCAUCCACAGCAACAUCAAGAGCUCCAAUGUUUUGCUGGACCAAAAUUUCACCCCCAAGUUGGCUCAUCCAGUGGCUCACCUGUGUCCUGUCAAUCAAAGGUCAAAAUACACCAUGAUGAAGACCCACCUUUUCCAGACCUCCGUGGCUUAUCUGCCAGAGGAUUUCAUCAGGGUGGGGCAACUGACGAAGAGAGUGGACAUCUUCAGCUGUGGAAUAGUGCUGGCCGAGAUCCUCACUGGCAUCCCUGCGGUGGAUAAGGACCGCAGCCCAGUUUACCUGAAGGAUUUACUCCUCAGCGAGAUUCCUAGCAGUACCUCCUCACUCUGCUCCAGGAAGAUGGGUGUGGAGAAGGCAGUGGCAAAGGAGAUCUGCCAGAAGUACCUGGAGAAAAGGGCGGGGGUGCUGCCGGGGCGCUGUGCGGAGGCCCUGGGCGCAGCCGUCGGCCUCUGCCUGCGGAGGCGUCACGCCAGCCUGGCGGAGGCACGUGACUCUGUGGCUGCAGUGGAAGAGUGGUUCCGAGGUCAGGAGACCUCGAUCCCUUGGAGUGGGUUCUCUGAGGGCACAGGUGCUUCCUCCAACACCCCUGAGGAAACAGAUGACGUGGAUGAUGGUAGCCUUGAUGCCCCCUCCUCUGUGAGGGCCUCUCCUGUCCCUGCAGAGAAUGGAGAAGGAAGGCUGCAGGACACCAGGGGAGUGGAGGCGGACUCCUCUGAGGCCUGUGCUGGCCCCUGGGCUCCCGAGGAUGCUACAGAGACUUCUUGGAAAGUUGAGAUCAAUGAGGCCAAAAGGAAAUUGAUGGAGAACAUCCUGCUUUACAAUGAGGAAAAACUGGACAGCACUGAACUUUUUGGACCUUGAUGACUGGAACACAGCGGAGGACCCUUGUCCUCAAUUGGAAAGAGAAGUGACCAAUCAAGGAAAAGGUCUGAGGCAGACUCCAAGUUCUGCCAAGAGGAGAACAUUAACUUUCCAUUAUGGAAGGGAAGGAAACUUCCAUUUCACCAGAGUGAGUGAGAAGACCAGGGACCUCAGCUUUUACAGACACAAAAAUCCACAAAGUGUUCUUCCUGUCUGGGAUUUGUUAGUCAGAGCUGGGUAUCAAGAGAUGGAAGCUGAGGCCUGGUACAUGUGCCCAGGAUGUGGGUGAUUUUGUGGUUCUGGGGAGCCCAUGACGAUAUCCACACCAGUAAAAACUGUCACCCCAGCAGCUCUCAGCGCUUGGCAACUGUCAGAGCGAUUCUGCAAUGCCGAUAUUGAUUUCCAGAGCUAAGACCUGCGUGUCACAUUUGCCAACAACCACCUGCAAACUUCCAUACCCUGAAAGGUAUUCAACUUGUGUCCCAAUGAAGUUCUUGACUCACUCUCAAGGUCUCAGAUGUUACAAAUGCCAGGCACUUGGCAAAGGACUCUCUGGGCUUUCUACUUCCUCCCGGUAAUGUUGUAACUCGCAGAUAUUUAUUAAGUGCCAGCUCAGUACCUGUACUCUCCCCAUCUUACUAAUGUUUGUAUUUUUAAUGGAGCUUUUAUUCUGAGUCUUUGUGUUAUUUAUGACUGGAUGAAGAAUCAGGAGAAGUAACCUCAUAUUUGAUUCUGCUGCUAUGGAAGUCAGUUUCUUUGUAAGUAAGACACCACCUGUUCAUUCUCCCUGCCUCAGUUGUAGGGAGGAACAGAUGCAAUGGCUACAGAAGCACUUUGAAAAUGCACUUGUCCUAUUUUAUAAAAUAAGUAAAGUAUUAAGUGUAUAUUUCUGCCAUGUCUCCAAUGUUUAUGCAUUGGGUAUAUUUUUGAAAAAUCAUGUUGCAAAUCUGUCCAGGAAACAAAUGCUAUUUUUACUGCACUAGGAAAAAUGUCAUAUUUAAAAUAAUUCUAUUUUUUUUUUGUAAAAUAAAAAAUAUUUGUAAA